This is a messenger RNA of Lactuca saligna, 896 nucleotides long. NCBI's taxonomy places the organism in Eukaryota, Viridiplantae, Streptophyta, Magnoliopsida, Asterales, Asteraceae. The record is from the annotation of a GenBank genome assembly.
AUGUGGGUGGAUCAAAGUCGGAAGAAGGGGAAAGAAAAGGGGGGGAAAUCGGCUAAUGGUCAUUUGGAGGGGUUAAAUUGGGAAGUUUUGGUAGUGAAUGACCACGUUGUAAAUGCUUUUUGUUUGCCUGGUGGAAAGAUUGUUGUAUUUACAGGGUUAUUAGAGCAUUUUAGAACUGAUGAAGAGAUUGCCACCAUUAUUGGACAUGAGGUUGCACAUGCUGUAGCAAGACAUGCAGCUGAACAGAUUACAAAGAACCUCUGGUUCACAAUCGGGCAGUUAAUUUUGUAUCAAUUUGUCAUGCCAGAUCUUGUAAACACCAUGUCAAAUCUUUUGCUUAAGCUUCCUUUCUCCAGGAGGAUGGAGAUUGAGGCUGAUUACAUAGGGCUGCUGUUGAUGGCUUCAGCUGGGUAUGACCCGCGGGUCGCACCAAAGGUAUUUGAGAAGUUGGGUCAAGUUUCAGGUGAUUCGGCAUUGCGAGAUUACCUUUCUACCCAUCCAUCUGGAAAGAGGAGAAGCAAAUUGCUAUCUGAGGCAAGUGUAAUAUAUCGAGAGGCCAUGGAAAUAACUUUUUCAAUGAGUCGAUUUCAAGGUCAUUAUGCAGAAGGACAGAUCUAGAAUAUCUUCAUCUUUCCACAAAUUCAUUAACCGGCAAAAUUCCCAAAGAAUCUGAAAAGCUUAAUUGGAAGCCAUGAUACUUAGCUCCAAUCAGUUGUCCGAUGUCAUUCCGAGUUUUGUAGCUUCUAAUUCUUUAAUUUGGUUAAAACUGAAUGACAACAGCUUUACUGGUGAAUUGGGGAAUUUAGGUAUCUUAGAUCCUCUGGAAUGCAAGCACUUAUAAAUCGUUAUUUUGCUUUCUGAUACCACUACUGUGCUUUUUUGUAACUACUGUUUGG